AUGGGUUCUAGAACGACAGGUGGCGGCGCGCACUUGGAUUUUGAGCGUGUUGGAAUCUCAAAGUUGGACACCUUGGACCCUGUUGCAAUGCUGACAUGGCCAGGAUUUGUGGCAGUGUCCUUUUGGAAGAAAAAUGCGGUGCGGUUCUUCACCAGUCAGCUGCUUCCAAGUCCCAAAACUGGUUGGCAGGUGAGCUCGCAUGGCCGGGUUUGUGAUAGCAGAGGAAUCAUUUCCAGUGGUUAUUUGCAUUCAAGUGGAUACAAAAUCGUUGAGAUUUGGCGGCAGAAGUGGAGAGUUCAUCGCUUGGUCAAGAUCACAUUUCAUGGGCUUCCCAAAUCUUCAGAAGCCUGGCAAGUACACCAUGUGGAUGGCAACCGAGCCAACAAUCGCUUGGACAAUCUGAGGUAUGUAACACCAAGCGAAAACGUGCGGCACUCAUACUCCAGCCGUUUGACGCGCAGCAAUGGGCCCGCAAGGUCGAAGGCUGUUCUGUGGAGACCUGUUGGGCCUGCAAACUGGACAUGUGCAUUUGCGCAGUUCCAGGAUGCAGGGGGGGCUACGGCUGUCUGGAGAAGAAUGGCGCCCGAUGGUCCAUCCAAGAUCAGGUGCUGA
This is a messenger RNA of Durusdinium trenchii, 612 nucleotides long. The record is from the annotation of a GenBank genome assembly. Lineage: Eukaryota; Dinophyceae; Suessiales; Symbiodiniaceae.